AUGGCCAUGGGAUUAGAGAGACCCGCCAAGUUUCAAGAAUACGAUUUACUUGAACUUCGUGAGAAGAAAACAGAAACCAAUGAUCCAGAAGUUGAACAAUACUUCAAAGCCAAAGAACUAUUCCGAAAAGGAUUCGAACUCGCAUCAAAAAUACCCAACGAAACCACAGAUGAAAUCCUGCGCAAACAUGAGGGUGACAUUUUCGAAUCGACGAAAUAUCUCGUUGAGGCGUUCUUGGUGGACGAAAAGGCUACUGAGAUGUCGCCGAGGAUCAUGGCGCUCGCACAACAGUAUGAGAAACUCUUGAAAUUGCAAUAUGGUGGCGAGGAUAUUGAAAGGAGUAAAGAAUACGAAAAGGCAACGACGUUUGAGGAGUCGCUGAUAUUGGUCAUCUGGUUACUAUUCAACGGUAAACAGUUCCAAUUCUGUAUCCAAACUCUCUCGAUUGCACUCAAUCAACUUGAACAGUCUCUCCAUCCUCGUCUUCUCCACCUUCGAGCAUCAUGCUACCUCGCAACCGGUGACAACAAACUAUGUAUCAAAGACCUGGAACGACUCGUCGCGCUCAAUCCAAACUUUGUCGACGCAUAUAGCAUUCAAGGCUUGAUAUACAUGCAACAAGAUGAUCGAGUCGAGGCCGUGCGCGCCUUCAAAUCCUACAUCGAAAAAGCGAACAAGGAUUCGAUUGGUUACGCCAAUGCACUUUAUGCUCUUUCCGUACUAACUAUUCAGAAUGCCACCGCAACCGCAACAUCUAGUCGUAAGCAAUCUUUACAAAACUUGCGUACUCAACAAGCCUACAAUUACUACGACAAAGCUAAAGAGGCCGAAAAACGAUUCGAGUAUUUGUAUGGUCACCCGCCGGAAAUGACAGAUGUUAAACGCACAGCUAUGACGCUAUUCGAAAAAACCUCGCGGGACUCGAAAAAUGAGAAACCAAAAAAUUCUCAAUUGGAAGCUGAACGGUUGGCGCCCAUUUUACAACAGUUGCUUUCAAUGCAGCCACAAACUAGUUUAGCGGCUGCUAAUAUUACUGGUGCUGGAGCAAAUGAUAGCGGGAUAAACGAAAAGAAAUGUCAUAAUUGUGGAAGUGAAACACGUAAAGACGAGAACGGGGAAAUCAAAGAGGAAAAGAAGAACAAAUUGUUAAUUUGCACUGGAUGCACUAGCACCUAUUAUUGCUCGAAAGAAUGUCAGAAAAAGGAUUGGAAACAAGGACAUAAACAACAAUGUGGAAAUUCAAAACAGGUUUUAUUAAAACAAGGUGCACAAAGUGGAUAA
Ambispora gerdemannii is the source of this 1281-nucleotide messenger RNA. The record is from the annotation of a GenBank genome assembly. NCBI's taxonomy places the organism in Eukaryota, Fungi, Glomeromycota, Glomeromycetes, Archaeosporales, Ambisporaceae.